GCUGCACUUCUCUUUGCAGCAGCCAUGGUGAAUUUCAUGCAAGCUGUCCGUAACCACUGGGUUCACAUCUUUGUGCCCCUCGGAUUUGUGAUUGGGUGUUACCUGGACAGAGUGAAUGAUGAAAAGCUGUCAACCUUCAGAAACAAGAGCUUGCUAUACAGAAGAGAACUGAAACCUGGUGAAGAAACUACAUGGAAAUAGAAGCUGCUGAUGGAAUGGGAAAGAGCUUCGCUUGAUUUAUCAACUUACAUAAUAACUUCAAAGAACAGAAUUACGGUUUUUAUUCUUGAGAGAACAUAUAAGCUACAGAAAGGAACACCUGGGAUACAUCUCUGCUAGUUUAAUUUUCAGUCUUCCUAUUUGAAAGAUAAUUACGUGACUAGUAAGUGACUAUGUCCUGUUCAGAAACCUUUGACCCCAGAAGUCAUACUCUGAAAGAGGGGGGAAAACUUAUGUAAUAAAGAGAAAAUAU
This is a messenger RNA of Tinamus guttatus (white-throated tinamou), 472 nucleotides long. The record is from RefSeq and is a predicted model, not a curated record. NCBI's taxonomy places the organism in Eukaryota, Metazoa, Chordata, Aves, Tinamiformes, Tinamidae.